This is a messenger RNA of Bombus impatiens (common eastern bumble bee), 2174 nucleotides long. It is a transcript of the gene abo, whose product is annotated as DET1 homolog. Gene Ontology annotation, biological process: protein ubiquitination; positive regulation of proteasomal ubiquitin-dependent protein catabolic process. Bases 1 to 1668 code for a protein of 555 amino acids. The transcript has 8 exons. The record is from RefSeq and is a predicted model, not a curated record. NCBI's taxonomy places the organism in Eukaryota, Metazoa, Arthropoda, Insecta, Hymenoptera, Apidae. Gene Ontology annotation, molecular function: ubiquitin protein ligase binding; ubiquitin-like ligase-substrate adaptor activity. Gene Ontology annotation, cellular component: cullin-RING ubiquitin ligase complex; nucleus.
AUGGCUGAAAAGGAGGCAAAGAUUGAAUACGUGACAGAACCUUGCCCUAUUAAACCUCGUAAAAUAGGUCCACAGAAUAUAGUAUUACGCCUGAAACGUCGGGAAACAUUUGGUUGUUCUUAUCCAGGAACACACGUACACUGUGCUAGACAAUUUUAUCAAAAUGUAUUUCCAAAUUUCACUGUUAUGAAUGUGGAGAAACCUCCGUGUUUCCUUAGGAAAUUUAGUCCUGAUGGUCGUUAUUUAAUAGCAUUUAGCGCAGACCAAACUUCUAUAGAGGUUUAUGAAUAUCGUGGUGCAUCUGCGGCUGCUGAUUUAUUAGCAAAUUGUGAAGGCGAAUAUAUUGGUCAUAAGAACGACGAAUGUAGUUUCCAAAUUAGAAGGAACAUUUUUAGUCGAUUUUUUAAGGCUAAAUGGAUUGUUAAUGUGGUUCAAAGUAAUGAACAGUUGAACAGAGAAUGCAGUUUAUUUACAGACGAUGGCCGGUAUGUAAUUGUUGGUUCAGCUGCACAUAUUCCAGAUGAAUUGAGACCACAUUUUUAUCAGAUUUAUUCUAACAAUGAAGCGCUGACUCCAAAUCCUAGAUCACCUCUUGAAGAUUAUAGCUUACACCUUGUCGAUUUACACGGAGGGAAAUUGUGUGAUACUAGACAUUUUAAAGUAGAUAAAAUAUAUUUGUCUCAUAAUCAGGGUCUCUAUCUUUAUAAAGAUAUAUUGGCAGUACUGUCUGUACAACAUCAAACCAUUCAUAUAUUUCAAAUCCUUGAUGGAAUGUUUAUCAAUGUUAGAACAAUAGGAAGGUUUUGUUUAGAGGAUGAUGCGUAUUUGGUCAGAAGUGCAUGUCCAGGAGUGAACUGUCGUCCGUUUAGAGAUGUCACAAUAAACUGUCUUAAACAUAAAUUAUUAGUUUAUUUGUACAAAAGGGCGGCAUAUAUUAGCGAUACAACAAAGGAUCCAUAUGAGUUGAGACGUUUUUAUCAAUAUUUUGACCAAUUAAACGCAUUGCGAAUGUGGAAAAUGCAGUUAUUAGAUACAAAUCAUGUUCUUGUGAGAUUCGCAAGUGAAGAAGUGGCGACGCUUCAGGCAAACGAACCUAAUGUACAACCUGCACUUCUGGUAGUUUAUGAUAUGGUCACUGCUAAAAUAUUAGCUGCAUAUGAUAACACAUCCACACAAUUAUUAACACAAUUUGAAAACUUCAGUGAUUUCUUCAGGAAUGCUAGAAUGAGUGGUGAUUGUCAGUAUAUGUGUUCUCCAUCUAACAAUAUAUAUGCAAGAUUGUUACAACAGAGAUUUAAACAAACAAUAAUAAGUGCCAGAUACGGUGGUGUUACAGAAGCUACGAAAAGAUUACUUGCUCAAUUGCCUAUAUGCGCUCAAUCCUACUCUAGUUCUCCGUACCUUGACUUAUCCCUAUUUUGUUACGAUGACAAAUGGGUAUCUAUGAUGGAGCGUCCCAAAGCUUGUGGCGAACACCCUAUACGGUUUUACGCUCGUGAUUCUGGUCUUUUAAAAUUUCGAAUGUAUGCGGGAAUGUUAGGUCGUACAACACCUACAGCUGCGAGACGACUAGUUGCAUUUACCUUCCAUCCAACAGAUCCAUUUGCUAUUUCUGUUCAACGAACAAACGCAGAAUACAUCGUCAGUUUUCAUGUUAGGCACGUUUAACUUUUCAUCGAAGUAUUUCAACGUAUUACAUUUUUCCGAUGAAUACGAUCUCAUUGUACAGUUUCAAUAAUAAUCUUAUCUUUUCCGAACUGAAGAAUUAUUAAAAAAAAGUUGAUGUAUAUGUAAAUAAUUUUAUUACGAAAGUACGAUUAAUUGGAUUUUGUACUUCGUUGAUACUUCCCUUACUCUUCAUUAACAGUAGAGCUUCGUAUAAUCUUGGAUAUAACAUUCUAUGUUCUAUAAUCCUCAGUAUAAUAAAUAUACGUUAUAUAACUUUCACGAGUUACGCAUACAUUAUAUGAAACUGUUGUCAGCCAUUCUUCUAUUAAUGAAGCAAUUUCAAAUGAUCAAGGUAUUAAGCCAUUUGGAAAUAUGUAAUUUAGUGUUACAAUAUUUUAUUAUAUACCGACUGAUAUUAAAUUUAAAUGUCGAAAUCUUUUUGUUACACGAAUUUUAAAAAUUUGAAAGUACCAUACAUGUAAUAAAAGUAUGUACAUUAUAACGAA